AUGUGUGAGGCGAAGCUAGAGCCUGACGUCAUCAGCUAUAGUGCUGGGACCCUCGCUUGCGCGAGGGGCGAGCAGUGGCAGCGGGCCCUGGCGCUGCUGAGCGAGAUGUGGGAGGCGAAGCUAGAGCCCAACGUCAUCAGGUACAACGCUGGGAUCAGCGCUUGCGAGAAGGGCGAGCAGUGGCAGCGGGCCUUGGCGCUGCUGAGCGAGAUGUGGGAGGCGAAGCCGGAGCCGGACGUCAUCAGCUAUAAUGCUGGGAUCAGCGCGUGCGCGAAGGGCAAGCAGUGGCAGCGGGCCCUGGCGCUGCUGAGCGAGAUGUGGGAUGCGAAGUUACGGGCCAACACCAUCCGGUGCGAGAGUGGCGAGUAA
Messenger RNA from Prorocentrum cordatum, 369 nucleotides. The record is from the annotation of a GenBank genome assembly. NCBI's taxonomy places the organism in Eukaryota, Dinophyceae, Prorocentrales, Prorocentraceae.